Molecule: messenger RNA, 5347 nt
Organism: Oncorhynchus gorbuscha (pink salmon)
Lineage: Eukaryota; Metazoa; Chordata; Actinopteri; Salmoniformes; Salmonidae
Product: disintegrin and metalloproteinase domain-containing protein 10-like
Exons: 16
Coding region: 100-2478 (792 amino acids)
Biological process (GO): Notch signaling pathway; membrane protein ectodomain proteolysis
Cellular component (GO): synaptic membrane; plasma membrane
Molecular function (GO): metalloendopeptidase activity involved in amyloid precursor protein catabolic process
Source: RefSeq, a predicted model, not a curated record
GCGAGGAAGAGGAGAAAGAGAGGAAGCUGCGAUAAACAUUGUCACAGAGUGAGUCUAAAGUAGGACAAUAAAGGGAAUCACGGUAUCAAUGCUCGAACAAUGGACUUUACAGAUAUGUUUCUCGUCAAAUUCCUCUAUUUCAUCUACUUAAUAAAUUACACCCAAGGUUACCAUUAUGGAAACCCCCUGAACAAGUAUGUUCAUCACUAUGAGGGUCUCUCCUAUAACACCUAUGAGAUACAUGACAAGCACCUGAGAGCUAAGAGGGCCCUCCACCACCAAGAUGCGUUUCUCCAUCUAGACUUCCAUGCUCACGGAAGACACUUCAACUUGAGGAUGAAGAGAGACGCCAGUCUGUUUGCGGAGGACCUGAAGGUGUCUGUAGGAGGCCAGGAGGUGAACUAUGACACCUCUCACAUUUACACAGGAGAAAUAUAUGGUGAAAAGGGCACACUGAGCCAUGGUUCGGUGGUGGAUGGCAAGUUUGAGGGCUUCAUCCAGACGUACCAGGGGAAGUUCUACGUAGAGCCAGCGGAGAGAUACCUGAACGACCGGGACGUUCCCUUCCACUCUGUUAUCUACCACGAGGACGACAUCAACUAUCCCCAUAGGUAUGGUCCGGAGGGGGGCUGUGCCGACCACUCAGUGUUUGAGAGGAUGAAAAUGUACCAAGCCACUGCCAUAGAGAAGCCAGACAAGGGGCUCCAUUCUGAGGAGGCGCCCAGUGACCCGGUGUUGCUGAGGAAGAGGAGGAUGGCUCAGAUAGAGAAGAACACCUGUCAGCUCUUCAUCCAGACAGACCACCUCUUCUUCAAGUACUACAAGACCAGGGAAGCUGUUAUCGCACAGAUUUCUAGUCACGUCAAGGCUAUAGAUGCCAUCUACCAGGGAACAGACUUCAUGGGCAUCCGCAACAUCAGCUUUAUGGUCAAGAGGAUACGGAUCAACACCACGACAGAUGAGCGGGACCGGUCCAACCCGUUCCGCUUCGCUAACAUCGGCGUGGAGAAGUUCCUGGAGCUGAACUCUGAGCAGAACCACGACGACUACUGUCUGGCCUACGUCUUCACUGACCGGGACUUUGAUGAUGGUGUCCUGGGCCUGGCCUGGGUCGGAGCUCCUGCAGGAAGUUCCGGAGGGAUCUGUGAGAAGAGUAAGCUGUACUCUGACGGGAAGAAGAAGUCCCUGAAUACCGGCAUCAUCACAGUGCAGAACUACGCCUCUCACGUCCCUCCUAAAGUCUCACACAUCACCUUCGCACAUGAAAUAGGACACAACUUUGGCUCGCCUCAUGACUCGGGGUCGGAGUGCACCCCGGGGGAGUCUAAGGCCCAGGAUAAGAAGGAGAAGGGGAACUACAUCAUGUACGCCCGAGCCACAUCAGGAGACAAACUCAACAAUAACAAGUUUUCCGUCUGUAGUGUCAGGAACAUCAGCCAGGUCCUGGAGAAGAAGAGGGGAAGCUGCUUUGUCGAGUCAGGCCAGCCCAUCUGUGGUAAUGGGUUAGUGGAGCCAGGGGAGGAGUGUGACUGUGGGUACAGCGAUCAGUGCAGAGACCAGUGUUGCUAUGACGCCGGGCAGCCUGACAACAGGAAGUGUAAACUAAAACCCAACAAAGUCUGCAGUCCUAGCCAGGGCCUGUGCUGUACUCCUGAGUGCUUCUAUAAGGGUCGUAAUGAGAAGUGUCGUGAGGAGUCUGAGUGUGCCCAUCAGGGCAUGUGUAACGGGGGUACGGCCCAGUGCCCCACCUCUGAACCCAAGGCCAACUUCACCGCCUGCCACGGAGAGACUCAAGUCUGCCUCAACGGGGGGUGUUCUGGAUCCAUCUGUGAGAAGUAUGGUCUGGAGGUCUGUACCUGUGCCAGCGUGGAGGGCAAGGACGAGACUGACGAGCUGUGCCACGUCUGCUGUGGCGAGAAGAUGAACCCCAACACCUGCAGCAGUACAGGCUCAGAGAAACUGGCCCGGUUCUUCAAUAAGAAAAUCACCACGCUGCCUGCGGGGUCUCCCUGUAACGACUUCAAGGGCUACUGCGACGUGUUCAUGAGGUGUCGGCUGGUGGACGCGGAUGGCCCUCUGGCCAGACUGAAGAAGGCCAUCUUCAACCCUGAGCUCUAUGAAAACAUUGCAGAGUGGAUAGUGGCUCACUGGUGGGCAGUGCUAUUGAUGGGUAUCGCUCUGAUCAUGCUGAUGGCUGGCUUCAUUAAGAUCUGUAGUGUCCACACUCCCUCCAGCAACCCCAAACUGCCCCCACCCAAACCACUACCAGGCACGUUGAAGAGGAGAGCCCAGCAGCAGGCCAGGGAGGCCCAGGUGCACCAGUCCCAGUCGUACCAUGGAGGUGUCAGUCACGGCCAGCACCACCCUGUCUCUGGGGGCCAGCGGCAGCAGCCCUCACGCCAGCCCCAGCCCCAGAGGCACCACCGCAGCCAGGGUCAGCCUAGAGAAAACUACCAGAUGGGCCAGAUGAGACGCUGAGACACUGGGGUUCGGGGUGGGGAACGCUGCUCCCUCCAUCGCCUGCUCCUUGCCUUGCCUUGGCUCCUCCUUGUGCCUAUUUAUGUCGCUGCUGGGAUUGAGAUUUGAACCCAUGUCUCCAGGGUGGAAAUCCCACAUCUUCACCAUUUAAACCUAGAGGAUAUUCUUAGAUGUUUUAUGAUUUAGGAUAGAUGGAAUUGAGGGAAAGGGAACAACAGUUUUUAGUUUUUACACGCUUUUUUUAGCAUGUCCUGUUUAUCUAAUGGUUAAGGCCGUUGUGUUGCCACUUGGGAGACCCGGAUUCAAAUCACACCGGUUUACACCUAACAGUGGGAUAAAACACGUGCUUCACUCCACCCAAAGAACAGCCUAAACUGGUUGUUUUACCAUCCCCAUACGUCAGACCCUCCAUCUACAAACAGGACGGAGUUGAGAAAGUUCAAAGACCCCCUCCAACGACCACCACUAGAGCUGCAGCACCUCUUCAAAUAAAGACCCCCUCCAACGACCACCACUAGAGCUGCAGCACCUCUUCAAAUAAAGACCCCUCCAACGACCACCACUAGAGCUGCAGCACCUCUUCAAAUAAAGACCCCCUCCAACGACCACCACUAGAGCUGCAGCACCUCUUCAAAUAAAGACCCCCUCCAGCGACCACCACUAGAGCUGCAGCACCUCUUCAAAUAAAGACCCCCUCCAACGACCACCACUAGAGCUGCAGCACCUCUUCAAAUAAAGACCCCCUCCAACGACCACCACUAGAGCUGCAGCACCGCUGACCUCUUCAGUCUUCAUCCAGCUGUUUUCUGGGGCUCCACCUUUUGGAGUGAGAUCCGCCAUUUUGUCAUUCUGUGGAGUGGAAGUGACCAUCAGCCGUGCAGUGUGGAGUGGAAGUGACCAUCAGCCGUGCAGUGGAGUGGAAGUGACCAUCAGCCGUUGUGGAGUGGAAGUGACUAUCAGCCGUGCAGUGUGGAGUGGAAGUGACCAUCAGCCGUGCAGUGUGGAGUGGAAGUGACCAUCAGCCGUUGUGGAAGUGACCAUCAGCCGUGCAGUGUGGAGUGGAAGUGACCAUCAGCCGUGCAGUGUGGAGUGGAAGUGACCAUCAGCCGUGCAGUGUGGAGUGGAAGUGACCAUCAGCCGUGCAGUGUGGAGUGGAAGUGACCAUCAGCCGUUGUGGAGUGGAAGUGACCAUCAGCCGUUGUGGAGUGGAAGUGACUAUCAGCCGUGCAGUGUGGAGUGGAAGUGACCAUCAGCCGUGCAGUGUGGAGUGGAAGUGACCAUCAGCCGUUGUGGAAGUGACCAUCAGCCGUGCAGUGUGGAGUGGAAGUGACCAUCAGCCGUGCAGUGUGGAGUGGAAGUGACCAUCAGCCGUGCAGUGUGGAGUGGAAGUGACCAUCAGCCGUGCAGUGUGGAGUGGAAGUGACCAUCAGCCGUUGUGGAGUGGAAGUGACCAUCAGCCGUGCAGUGUGGAGUGGAAGUGACCAUCAGCCUUUGCAGUGUGGAGUGGAAGUGACCAUCAGCCGUUGCAGUGUGGAGUGGAAGUGACCAUCAGCCUUUGCAGUGUGGAGUGGAAGUGACCAUCAGCUAUUGCAUAUUUUUUUUCUUAAUUUAUUUGAAUAGAGUUCCAAGGAGUGGAGGAAUGGUUCCAUCACAUAUAGCUUUAGUUGUGUUUUUUUUUUUUCCAUUUGCAAAGUCCCUCCUCCUGAGUGAGAACACGCAUAUGUUCCAAGGCUCCUGGUUGGUUGAAAUGUUUUGUCGGCCAUUUUAGCCAGAAAUGAAAGAGAUUUGCUGGACUUGUGAUUACGACACAACGUUUCAAACUCAACAGCAAAAAGACACAAGGCUCUUCUCUUUGUUUCUCCAUGCAGACUCUCGGAGACAUUCUGACUGACUGUCUCUGACUGACUGUCUGUCUGUCUAAAGAUUUUCAGUGUAACAUAACAUGAGUGAAAAAAACACAACUAUUUCUUCUACUGUAAAUGUACAUAUGAUUCUUUACUGUUUUUGGUUAGUACUGUACUCUCAGGACAGUAACACAAAUGAAGCUAUCUGGAAGGGUGUAUGGGUAAGUUCUGUGGACUGGACACUGAAGUUGGGAAUUUUAACAGAAUUUUCAGCAAUCAAGUUCUCCUUUUGCUGCAAUCAUGGAAUCCUUAUGGAUGGAAUUCUCAUAGUGUUUAGGUUCCAGAGGUAGAACAUAAGGUCACCACCAUAUCUCACUACUUCUCACCUUUGACCUUUGUGACGUUGAAGAGCUCCCUCGUCUCUUCAUCUGGUAUUUUUUGCUAAUAACUUGUUGUGGUGGCGACGUGACAUCUCGUUGUGGUCGCGACAACUUGUUGUGGACGUGACAUCUUGUUGUGGACGUGACAUCUUGUUGUGGACAUGACAUCUUGUUGUGGACGCGACGUGACAUCUUGUUGUGGACAUGACAUCUUGUUGUGGACGCGACGUGACAUCUUGUUGUGGACGUGACAUCUUGUUGUGGACGUGACAUCUUGUUGUGGACGUGACAUCUUGUUGUGGACGUGACAUCUUGUUGUGGACGUGACAUCUUGUUGUGGACGUGACAUCUUGUUGUGGACGUGACAUCUUGUUGUGGACGUGACAUCUUUGUUGUGGUCGCGACAUCUUGUUGUGGACGCGACGUGACAUCUUGUUGUGGACGUGACAUCUUGUUGUGGACGUGACAUCUUGUUGUGGACGCGACGUGACAUCUUGUUGUGGUCGCGACGUGACAUCUUGUUGUGGAUGUGACAUCUUGUUGUGGACGUGACAUCUUGUUGUGGACGUGACAUCUUGUUGUGGACGUGACAUCUUGUUGUGGACGUGACAUCUUGUUGUGGACGUGACGUGACAUCUUGUUGUG